This is a messenger RNA of Pedinophyceae sp. YPF-701, 1851 nucleotides long. The record is from the annotation of a GenBank genome assembly. NCBI's taxonomy places the organism in Eukaryota, Viridiplantae, Chlorophyta, Pedinophyceae.
AUGAGCAGCCAGGAGGCGCUGCUUGCGCAGCUGCUCGCGACAGCGCAGGGGCGCGAGGGGUCGCGUGAGGCGGGCUCCGGCGCUCCGGCGGCCCAGCGUUCGAGCAGGGACGUGCUCCAGGCGCUCGCGGCGUCCAGCGGGCUCUUCGCCGGCGGCGCCGCGGGGCCGGGCGCGCUCCCGGCGCGCGACGGGGCCGGGCACGGCGGGAGCUGGGACGCGGGGGGGGGCAGCCUCGCGCAGGAUGGCAGGCCGCAGCAGCUGAGCGCGCAGGAUAUGCUGCGCAUGCUGGCCGGCGAAGGCCGAGCGCGGCCCCCGGCCCCAGCGCCGCCACGCACAGACGCCGAUCCGUUUGGGCGCUCCUGGCUGCCGCCGCCGGGCAACCCGCCUCAGGCCGCGCCGCCGUCUCUCGCAAGCGACUCCCUCGUCGCGGACGUGCUCAGGGCGCACCUGCACCAGCAGCAAAGCCACCAGCACCUGCGCCAGCAUCGCGCAGACGUCCUCGAGGAGCAGACGCUCGGCGCGGUGCUGCAGAGCCUGACGGGCGGGCCCCCGCGCUCCCUCGAGCACUCCGCGUACUUCCCCUCGCCCCCGCAGCGGCCGUACGCGCUCCAGCUCCCGCAGUCGCGCCCUGACGUCAGCAGCCUCCUCGGGCAGCUCCCGCCGGCCGCGGGCGGGGCGGACCACAGCAUCCUCACCUCGAUCGCGCAGCUCACGCAGGAGCUCGCGCUCGCCGUCAAGGCCCUGCGCGCGCAGUCGGACGGCCCCCCGGCGGCGCCGUACGCCUCCGUGCCUGCGCCGGCGCUGCCGGCCAGCGCGCCGUGGGACCUCCCGGCGCCGCAGUUCCAGCCCGCCCUCAGCGCACCGCUCUUCCCGCAGUCCCAGCUCGCGCACGGGCCGCAGGGCGACGCGACGCUGCUCAACGGGCUGCUCUCUGCGCUGCCGCCGCCCCAGGGCCCCGCCCCCGCGGCCCCGCGGCCGCCUCUGCCGCCGACGAGCUCGUCGGGGACGGGGCGGAAGACGCAGCGCAGGAGCGACGGGGACGCGAACGGCGGCGACCCGAAGGUGCCGCGGCGGUCGUCGGUGUUCCGGGGCGUCACGUGGUCGCGGGGCACGUGGUACGCGCGGAUCAUGAAGGGCUCGCAGGAGAUCACCCUGGGCAACUACACGAACGAGAUCGACGCCGCACGCGCGUACGACGCCGCCUGCCACCUGCUCGGCUACGGCGUUCACGAGACCAACAUCCCGGAGGAGAGCCCUUCGGCCUGCCUGAUCCGCAGCGACGCGGCGCGCAAGAUGCUCAUGGAGCGCACCCCGGGCGACCCGGGCUUCCGCACCGACGCGCGCCGCGUCGAGCCCUCGGUGGCGCGCAGCCGCAUCGGUUCCAGCCCAUACAAGGGCGCGCGCUUCUACUCGCGCACGGGGAAGUGGGAGUCGAAGGUCUGGACGGGCUCGCGCCACCUGAACCUGGGGUACUACGCGACGGACUACGACGCGGCGUGCGCGUACGACACGGCGUGCUUCAUGCUGGGCAAGCCCAGCCGGAACUUCCCGCACGUGCCGCCGGACCUGAACUCGAUCCGCAACCGCGGCAGCGCGCAGUUCCUGCUCGAGUGCUGGCAGAGCCGCGGGGGCCGCGCGAGCGCGGACGGGCGGCUGAGCGCGGGCCAUGCGGCGCUGGACGCGCCUGCCGUGGAGCUGUCGGCCAUCGCGGUGACGAGCGCGCUGCCGGCGUCAGACGCGCCGCCGGUGCCCGCGUCCCUCCCCGCGCCGUCGCUGGCGGCGCUUGCUCAUCUGUCACAGCAGCCACAACACGAAGGCGGGCCCGAGAGCCCCCAGCGACCCCGAGACUGA